GGAGGGGCGGGGCCAGAGCGGCUUGAGCCUCCAGUGUGAGCCAGAGCGGCGCUCGGUUUCUCGUCAGCUCGUCAUCGUGCGUCAGCCGCCGGGAACCAUCCACCAUCCGGUCUCCGACCUCCAGCAUCUAAGGACGCCCGGUGCCGAGCCUCAUCUGCGGCCAUCUGGAGCAUCCCUUCAUCCUAAAUAGAAGUAGGACACCCUACACCACAGAAGAUGGAGGACUGGAGCAAGUGUUAGAUGCCGAGGGGGCUUAUUGGACUAAGAUAUACAUGCUUUAUAUAGCGAUACAAAUGGUAUAUUUCUCUGCUUAAUUGGCGUUGGUCACAAACGAGCGCAUUCUUCCAUAAUUGAGACUUGACGAAUAGACACUGGAUUCAAGCUUGGAGAUUCUGAUCCUUGACGCGUUCAUGAAGAAAGGAGCCCUGCAUGGGAGCAGAUGCAAUUUUGGCACCCAGUAAACAAAACCAACACAAACAAUCACCUGGAACCUCCUCUUCUUCCCUAAAAUGCCAUUUGAAGCUGAAGGAGUGAUGCCAGAAAACAGCCCAAAUGGAUCAAACCAUCAAAUGUCCUUAUGGGUGACAAAAAAGGAUGAAGAUCUUUCUAACGGAAUAACUAGGACACUACCUUCGACAAAUCCAAUCAAAGUCAGAAAACACUUUUGAUGAUCUCAAGCCCCGAAGUCAGUAAAUGCACCAUGAGUUGACAUUCAGUGGCACCAGGCAAGGCCUGGCUGCAGGUGACGUGUUGGCUGUCGAGACACGCUCUUCUGUGAACACAACAUUGUUUUUUGACAUUAAAUCAUUUCAUCACUGAAUUGCUUGUUUUUUAUAUCCAUUUUGUUCAAUGUAUUUCUUAGCAAUAUCUGACUUUAGGCGAUGCGAAGUGCCAAGAUAUCAAAACACAUUUAGCAACUGAAGCGUACAUACAGUACUAAUUUGUAUUUGUUGACCACAGUUGUUAUAGCACAUACUGCAGCUGGUGUGUUGAAAGCGUUCAUCCUAUUAAAUAGCCUGCAGCAGUAUUGGUCUUUGCUACACAUGGACAUUAUUGAUUGAUGUUAAGCUAAUGUUCAGGUCACUUUCACUGGACUUUCAUAUUCAGUGUGUUCACGCUUUCCAAACCAUACUAAAUAAGCCGUAAAGGAUUUGUUCCUCUUUUUUACUACAUACAGUAUAGAACAGUGGAACCCGCUUAUAACUACAACCCUUCUAUGUCCCGGUCAACUGUAUUCUUGUUAGUAACAAGUGCUCGCUUAAGUCAGUGUCGCCAUACAUACAUGGUCAACCACAUUUGUCGGCAUUAAAUGUGACAGAAAUACAGAUUGUUAUAUGUCAACAUGUGUUGUAGCAUUAUUUUCGUUAUUGCUAAGCAGAAUGAAAUGACAACAGCCACAUAACUUUCGAGUUACACAGUGUUAAAACGUGCACAAUUCAUUUCCUCUUAAGUAAAAGUAAGCUUCAAAAUAAAAAUAUGGCAGUGUUAACCUGGAUUCUAUGCUUGUUAGCCACUGGAAGAAAGAUUUGAGCAGGUACCAUUGAUUUAUUGUCAUUGUAGUCACACACACAGUUUCCACAGCAGCUGUUAGAUAGGAGUAUAAAAUACCAUAUGAAUCAAAACAAAAGUAGGCACAAAUCUCAACAAGAUGCCAUAGGUUAAAAAAUAGUUAUUUAUCAUCCAUUCUUCAUAUGUCUCUGACCAAAGUCAUAAGUAAUGCAAUGGUUAGUUUCGGCUUCAGUCGACAAUUGCUUAUGUCAACAUCAGUGCGUCGAGUAAGCGGGUUCCACUGUAAGCAUCCUUGUAGAAACUGCUCACAAGGACCAACCAAGGAAAGGGCGGCCAUCUUUUAAUACCACUAAAUCAAGAGGCGCGAUUUUCCCUGACCUCUGUCUGAAUAAUGUCUCGCUACAAGGUGCUGUUUAUCACUAUCCAUGAAGGUCACUGCAGUCAUCUUUGCACUCUUUGAUUUGUGUUUUCAUGGCAAAAAUCACAGAGAUCUACCAACUAAUCAUUCUGUGGUACCUUUGUGUCAAUGGUUUGUUUCAUGUAUAGGAUCGCGUGUGGGGGAAAAAAUGACAUGGAGCCUUCUGUGGCGCUAUGCUUAUGUGUUAGCGUCAGCGUGGAGCCUUCGGGCGUCAAGCCACAGGAGCCGAUUCCAGGAUGCCCCUCCCUCUCCGGAGACAUGAUUCAUUUUGGUGUCCAUGUUCUCAGCACCUUACCAACAGGAUAAUCUACUCAAGACAUGUUGUUUCAUGAUGAAGAUCGAUACCAGCCUAAUCACAGCCCAGCUGCCUGAGGCCCUGUCCCAGGCAGGCCUUCAGUUUACCGUGGCCACUGAGGAGGACUUUGACGACAUCAUGGCUAUGAGCCAGGAUAUCUACGGAGGCCUCGACUAUCUGCCCACAAGAUACACCAGCUGGCUGCAGGAAAGCAACCGCACAGUCAUACUGGCACGCAAACAAGGGAAAGUGAUUGCUCUGGAGUCGGUGUGUGUGAUUGACAAUGGGCAGACCAUGCUGGUCGAGGGUCUUCGCGUGGCCCCCCAAGAACGGGGGAAAGGCGUGGCCGGAGUCCUGCUACGCUUUUGCUCUGAGCUCGUCAAAUCGAAAUAUCCAGAGGUCAAAGUGAGCCGCCUGACGCGUGAUGACCAACUCAGACCCAAGGACUUCCAGAAGUAUCGCAUCAUAACCAAACAGGGCAUCCUGCUGAUGCGUUUCCAAGCCGAAGACCUCAAGCUUCGUUUGUCUGAUCUUGGUGGACAGAUGCAGGCACCGCUGUCCUCCUUCUUCUCAAACGGUCCUCCCAUACGCCUGGACAACAACGCCAUUUAUCAGCUGUAUUUGACUACUGACCUGAUGCGGGGGGUCCUCCCGAACGCUACCAUCAUCCAAGACUGGCAGCCGUUCAAACUUCUGCCCACUAACAUGGCCAUCCUGAUGAAGAAGGACAUUGACUGGAUGGUGGACGAUGCCUCCAACCCUACCGUGGGCAGCCUGUGCACUUUCCCUUUCAGGGUCCCCAUUGGAGAUGAUUGGUAUUAUCUCAACAUCGACAUGUUCGGCAAAGACCUGGACCUGGUGCGCCAGCAGUUCCUGUGCCACCUGCAGCGCCACACUGCAACACUGAAGGGUCACGUGAUGUGCCAGAUGUUCCUGGACCCGCCCCUCUGGAAGCCCAUGGCCGACUUUUGCCGCGACACCCUGAGCGUGGAGCUGGUGAAGGAAUACACGGAGCAAUGCGUGGUGGAGUCCGAUGUCAUGUAGUCACUUGCAAGGAGGCAAUGGACACAGCUCGAUUAGAAGACGAGCCAAAGCGACUAACCAUACUACAUUUGUGAGAUUAGAAUACUGUCAAUCAUUCUAUACUCAGAGUUUGAAGCAUGAGCUGUUAUUAUUUUUGAAAAACUGACAGGAGUUCCGAAAUACUUUCUAAAACAAGAUUUUUGAUAGAAUUGGUUGAUAAUUCCUACGCUGAGUCCAUUCCUAAUACAUUGAGCUCAUAUUCAGAUUCAAAGUCAUGGACCACUGGGCUUCUCAAAUCGUACUGUACAACGAAGUGAAGGUUAGGUAGCAGUGAUGUAACCUAAAAAGCUCUUUUUUGAAGAGACAAAUAACCCUUUGGGCAUUUCAAACCUUGCUGCUGUUUGCCGUAAAUACGAGACAGCUGAGUUUGCUUAGAACAUCUGCACAACUCUGAAAGCACUUUAAAUUGACAAAUACCUGCUGUGGUUAAGUUGGAAUGGGAGAAGACAAAAUAUAUCAAGAACAAGCUCAUCCUCCUUCAGGCGAAAUCAUCGGUCAUCUGUCUUUGUUAGUCUAUUUCGUCUCAUUUUAAAACAGUAACUGAAAUAUACUGUACUAUUUUUGCAGAAAAAAACUUUCUGAGCUGUGGGUGGAAAAUAGGCUUUUUUUUGUUUGUUUUGAGAUGGAUAACAUAAUGUCUAACUAUUGUACAUGCUAAUGCUUGAACAGGCUCAACAGUAUGAAAAUAGCUACAAAUAUGCUGCAAGUCAACGAUUACUAAUAGUGUUACUGGAACGUUUACAUACUUGUGAAGUCAUUUUAAAAUCUGCGUACCUCAAAUAGGUUGUUCCAGAAAGCACUUUAUUAAAGAGUGAGGAUAACUCAAUACAAUAUGUCUUCAAUAUAACAUUAGGGUUUUAGUAGUUAAUCAUUGCAACACGAUACAAUUGCAUAUUUAUAUUUAAAUCAAAUACUGCAUAUGCGGUCGUACAAUGGCCGACAGGGGCAAACGAACAGCAACGUCAAAACGUUUCAAACCCACAAAUGAUCCAAAACCAAAAACACAAAAAAAACAAAAACUGGGAAAAUGCUGCAAUCACAUAAACGCUGCAGGAUCAAAAAACAAAUGCUAAAUAAAAAAAGAUGCAAUUGCGUAAAACUGUCAUUCUCAAACUUUUUUUCACCAAGUACCACCUUAGCAAAAAUCUGGCUCAUCAUGUACCACUAUAAUGAUCAACAUUAAAAUACAGUAGCACAGUAAGCCUAAGUAUAGGUUUUAUUUUUAACAAGUAUAUUUAAUAUUUUGGCCAAUGUAACAUUCCACACACUUCGAACACUCAGUAUGAAUAUAGGGGGAAAAAAUCAGUGUACUUUAAUCAAAUGAUUAUUUGACGUACCGCUGGAUAGAGCCCACGUACUACUAGUGGUACACGUACCACAGUUUGAGAAUCCCUGUUCUAAAAAACACACAACCCCCCAAAACAUCUGCUUGAGAGAACUGCUGCAAUUUCAUGUAACCAAACAGACAUUAGCCAGACUACCAGCAACUCCAGACCUGAGAGAUAUCUCAAAAUGUAUAUUUUACAGUAUUAUAGAGCAAUCUAUUUUUACAACUAAGUAUUUACCAGUGAGAUUAUAGGAACAUUUUACAUUAAUCUGAGAGAGGGAUAUCCCUCAGGUCUGCCGUGCAAGGCAGCCUCUUAAUUACAUGGAGAUCACGCGCUGUGCACCCCCCACAAAUUGUGGGGUCCCUGUUUUGCGUUAAUGAGCGCAUGUAAAAUGUCAAUUAAUUAAUUACAGGGCGCUCCAUAUGAAAUUCUACUUCAAACAUGUUCCGAGCCUCUUUCCGCUCUGUCAUUGAUAAAGAAAUAACGGCAAAUUUCCACAGAUAUUCUCAUUUGUUAUGUUGCACAAAAAAAAAAUAUUUCCCAUGAAUUUGUUGUAAUACACAACAUGCAUCAAAUUAGUUUGAUUAAAAAAGAUACAAACCUUUUCACAUAAAAAAAAAAAAAAGUGUUUUUUUUUGUAAUAAGAGGGUGGCCUCAAAAUUAAUUCUGCUUCGGGUCCCAAUUUAGCCAGAGGCUGCUCUGUUGCCAUGCCUGGUAGCCUGGCUAACUUCCUGGUAGUCUGGCAAGCAUUCUUUUGUUUGGUAAAGUUGCACCAUGUGUUGUUGCAUUUGUUUUUGAUCCUGAAGUUUUAAUGCGAUUGCAGCAAUUUUAAUGUGCAGCAUGUGUUUAAUGGUGUUGGUUUGUUUUUUGGUUUUGGAUCACUUCUGUUUUUGAAUGGAUCUGC
This is a messenger RNA of Nerophis lumbriciformis (worm pipefish), 5537 nucleotides long. RefSeq names its product N-acetyltransferase 16 (gene nat16). NCBI's taxonomy places the organism in Eukaryota, Metazoa, Chordata, Actinopteri, Syngnathiformes, Syngnathidae. The record is from RefSeq and is a predicted model, not a curated record. Gene Ontology annotation, molecular function: acyltransferase activity, transferring groups other than amino-acyl groups.